Molecule: messenger RNA, 813 nt
Organism: Polypterus senegalus (gray bichir)
Lineage: Eukaryota; Metazoa; Chordata; Cladistia; Polypteriformes; Polypteridae
Product: olfactory receptor 1D2-like
Exons: 3
Coding region: 1-813 (270 amino acids)
Biological process (GO): G protein-coupled receptor signaling pathway
Cellular component (GO): membrane
Molecular function (GO): G protein-coupled receptor activity
Source: RefSeq, a predicted model, not a curated record
AUGAACACCUCCAUGGAGUCAGAGUUUGUGCUGCACUGUGUGGUUGAUUCAAGUCAGAGGAACUAUACGAUUGCAGCUCUCAUCUUCAUUUACUUGAUAUCAAUUUGUAGCAACCUGCUGGUUUUUCUGGUCAUAGUGCAGAACCAUCAGCUUCAAACGCCCAUGUUUCUUUUAAUUGCAACUCUUGCAAUACUAGACAUACUGAACAGCACUAAUCUUAUUCCACGAAUGGUAGCCGCCCUCAUUUCAGAUUACCUUGCUGUCCCAUAUGGACCUUGCAUUCUGCAGAUUCAUGUAGAAGCUCACAUUCUGGCAGUCGGAACUCUUACUUUAUCUCUCAUGGCAGCUGACCGCUAUGUUGCUGUCGUUUAUCCCCUCAGAUACCCUUCAGUGAUCACAAAUCAAACAGUCUUGGUCUGCAUCUUACUAAUCAAUGUCAUUGCAGUUAUAUUCGUCAUACCAUUGACAGUUCUUUUGACCGAACUUCCUUUUUGUCAAGUAUUCUUUAUACCUAGAUCUAUAUUAGACCGAAUCACUCUGAAAUUCUAUGUCAUUUGUAAAAUGCUCGAAUCUCCAGAGAUGAACACAUCGGUGGAAUCAGUUUCAGAGUUUGUUCUGCAUUGCACGGUUGAAUCCAGCCAGAAAAACUACAGAAUAGCAGGUCUCAACUUCAUGUACUUGGCAACACUUUCUAACAACCUGCUAGUCUUUCUGGUUAUAAUGCAGAACCAUCAGCUUCAAACACCUAUGUUUCUUUACAUUGCAACUCUUGCAAUAUUAGACUUACUGAACAGCACUAAUAUUAUUCCGUGA